Messenger RNA from Cottoperca gobio, 2908 nucleotides. RefSeq names its product FUS RNA binding protein (gene fus). The transcript has 15 exons. Gene Ontology annotation, molecular function: RNA binding. Gene Ontology annotation, biological process: regulation of DNA-templated transcription. NCBI's taxonomy places the organism in Eukaryota, Metazoa, Chordata, Actinopteri, Perciformes, Bovichtidae. Bases 138 to 1928 code for a protein of 596 amino acids. The record is from RefSeq and is a predicted model, not a curated record.
AGGAUGAACUGCAGGGCUGGACUGUGAAGGCUGCAUCCAUCUUCAUCUGGGUCACCCUCCUCCUCCUCCCGGUUCACUUAACAACACACUGUUUGAGUUGCUUUAUUGAAGGUUACUUCUGUUUCUCGUUCGUCGAAAUGGCGUCUAACGAUUAUUCCCAAACAUCUGGCCAGGGCUAUGGAUCCUAUGGUGGUAGUGGUGGUGGUGGUGGUGGAGGAGGGGGUGGUGGUGCUAUGGGCCAGGGCUAUGGUCAAUCAUCUGGCCAGAGCUACAGCCAGCAGGGCUACGGAGGCUACAACCAGAGCUCUGACAGCAGCCCCGGCUCCUACAGCCAGGCGGGAUACAGCAGCUACGGCCAAUCCCAGUCAGGAUACAGUUCUCCACCCUCUAACCAGGGUGGUGGUGGUGGUAGCGGUGGCGGCGGCGGCAGCGGCGGCGGUGGCUAUAAUCAGUCUUAUAGCCCUGGAGGCUAUAACAACAACAAUAACAACCAGCCCUCCAACAUGAGCUACAACCAGCAGUCCUCCUUCUCUGGGUACAGUCAGCAGCAGCCUCCUCCUCCUUCCUCCGCAGGAUACGAAGGUAACUCGCAGGCUUCUGGCUACAACCAGCCGGCCAGCGGUGGGCAGAGUGGAGGGGGUUACGGUGGCAGUGGAGGUCAGACUGGGGGCUACGGGGGCAGCGGGAGCCACCAACAGCCAUCCCAACACGGAGGAGGUCACUACAACCAGCCACCGAGCUACAACUCGCCCCCCCCACAGAGCUACAGCCAGCAGAGCCAGUAUGGCCAAGGUGGAGGGUAUGGAGACGAAAGCCCACCGAUGAGCGGAGGAGGUGGAGAAGGAGGUGGAGAUGGAGAAGGAGGUGGGGGGUACGGCGGUUCUGAUGGAGGUUACGGAGGUCAGGAUGGCCGCGGCGGCAGGGGACGCGGGGGUGGAUUUGGAGGUCGCGGUGGCGGUGGAUAUGAUCGCGGUUUUGACCGAGGAGGCCGAGGUGGACCAAGAGGAAGAGGAGGCAUGGGAAUGGGCGAUCGUGGAGGAUUCAAUAAGUUUGGUGGACCACGAGACCCGGGACACGGACCCGGAGGACCCAGCUUCAUGCAAGACCAGGAUAACUCUGAUAAUAACACCAUCUUCGUGCAGGGCCUGGGAGACGACUACACUGUGGAGUCAGUGGCUGACUUCUUCAAGCAGAUCGGGAUCAUUAAGAUCAACAAGAAGACGGGGCUGCCCAUGAUCAACCUGUACACAGACCGAGAGACGGGGAAGCUGAAGGGGGAGGCCACCGUGUCCUUCGAUGACCCCCCCUCAGCCAAGGCUGCCAUCGCCUGGUUCGAUGGUAAAGAAUUCAAUGGAAAUCCUAUCAAGGUUUCUUUUGCCACCCGCAGAGCCGACUUUGGAGGCCGAGGUGGCAUGAGGGGGGGCCGGGGACGAGGAGGGCCGAUGGCUCGUGGUGGAUUUGGAGGGGGUCGAGGUGGAGGUUUCCCAGGAGGCAAUGGGGGCAAUGGAGGCAAUGGAGGCAAUGGGGGCGGAGGAGGUGGAGGAGGUGGAGGAGGAGGUGGAGGAGGUGGAGGAGGACAACAGAGAGCCGGAGACUGGAAGUGUUCAAACCCUAACUGUGGCAACCUGAACUUCUCGUGGCGUAACGAGUGUAACCAGUGCAAAGCCCCGAAACCUGAAGACGGCGGAGCGAUGUCCCCGAUGGACCGAGGAGGUUACGGAGGAGGCGAGCGCAGAGGGGGGUUUGAGCGGGGCGGCUUCAGGGGCCGAGGUGGCGACCGCGGGGGCUUCAGAGGGAGCCGAGGAGGUGGAGGCGAGCGAGGAGGUGGAGGAGAGCGAGGAGGCGGAGGAGAGCGCGGAGGAUACGGCCCUGGGAAGAUGGACGCAAGGGGCGACCACAGACAGGAGCGGCGGGGCCGUCCCUACUGAGCCCUCCUGCCCCCCCGUCCGCACUGCGCCCAGCCUCACCUUUCAUCUUUUAUAACUCUGUUAACGUUGCUCCUUUUCAUUCAGUGUGUAGAAAUAUGUGACAAUCCCCGUUUUCUGUGUUCGCUUGUUCCUGACUGUCAGCGGGGCCUCGUCUAGAAAAACAUUCUGAGGAUCAAAUGCCAUCUUUUCAGUGUUUAUAUCUUUGCCAGAUAUCCGUCCAAAUGAUUGAGAUAUUUAAUUGGAGCCGUCAGAAACCUCCAAAGUCCAGUUGAAGCACAUUAUUAUCGGAAGCACUUAUAAUACGAGGGAGGGAAUAUUUCAAGUGUCAUGUCCCGUAGAUGUUGUGAGUUCAUCCACAUUGUGAGGUGACGUGUCAGCAUUUACAUGAAUUGAUCAUGACCUGCUGCACCUGAAUGAAUCUAAUCUGGUACUUUUAUCCUAUACAUAUAUGAACGAGUGAAUGUAUUGAAUCUGAACAUUUCUACAUGUAUCAUUAGAAUGAGGAAGUGAAAACAAAGGUACGCUGUGGCUCAGCCCUGCUUCUUAACGAACAACAGGUCUACAGCGUAAUGGAUGAUAUAUCUGACACUUUGAGUGUCUUUAUGUUCUCUUCACUUCAAGGUUUACAAACCUUUAGGCUCCUAAAGUUCCCGACUGAUAUAAAGAAAACAUGUUGAAGCCGCUCCUGCAGCCGUUUGUUGUUAAGGAAAUAAAAGCAGGAAGUAACUUUGUUUCAUACGGUGAGUUAUGUGUAAUUUCAGCCACACCUUUAACAAUUGAUACCAAUUUAAUUAAUACGUUGACUUCGCUCUCACGAGAAUUAAUUAAUAACUUUUUUCAAUGAGGUUUCUGCAGAUUCUAAAUGUUUUUGUCGAGACGAACUCUCACUUGUGUAUUUAUUAUUUAUUUAUGAGUUGUUUUUUUGUAUAGUGCAUGUGCUGGUUUUUAAAUUAAAGUGUUUCAAUAAAUACAAAACGAUG